AGGUCUCGGCUCGCUGAUUUCCACAUGAACUGCCAGAUGACGCCUCACACCGUCACCAGCUGCCCCCACGAUCACUACCACGGCUGCCUCAUGGCCUACGUCGGCCUCAUCGGCUCAGAUGUAACACCUAACUACAGCGACAGCAGUCCCUCCAACAUCACCAUCAGCCUGUGGUGUACCUGCAGGGGAACUGGCAAUCAGGAGCCCGAGUGUGACGCUUUCCACCGGGACUUCACACACAACACCUGCCUCAGAAACGCCAUCCAGUCAUUUGGUUACGGCGCCGAGGGAGGGACUCUUCUCGUGACUGAGCCGUCAUCCACCUUCUUCCCCCCCGUCCAGCCGCCAAUCAUCUCCAAACCCGCUCCCUCUCUACACGGCAAUGCAAUCAAACCCAUGGACAGUGCUUGUAUGUUUUCCACUUGUGCUAACCUGCAGGACGGAGGUCAGAAGUGCGUCUCCUCUGAUGAGUUCGAGUGCGAGGAGGCUCUGUUGGGGUCAAUAGACUCUCAGGACUCAGCCGGACCGAAGAGCAGCAGCAGUCGGCACUCAGCUCCACCCCUCCACCUCCAUCACAUCACCGUGACGGUGUGCAUCUCCGUGCUGCCGGUGUUUCUACUCUUCGUCUCAUAAAUAUGAACUCAUACACACUGCACAAACACACACACACAUCCACAAUCAAACACACACACACACACACACUUAAUAAAUGGCAAGUCACGUGACUCGGUAUCCUCCGCUACAGGAAAAUGUCAACCAACAGACAUCCAAACAUCAACGACGGGCGCCGCCGCCGCCGGAGGACGAGGGAAAGUGUUCUGGAGGACGUUCAGAUCAGCCGUCUCUCUCCACUGCACACACACACACACACACACACACACACACACACACACACACACACACACAAUGAAGAAGAAACUGGACUGUGUUUUGAGGAACAACAAAGCAGAGAGACUCUCAGGAUUUUGGAUCACAGUGACUUCAUUUCAACGCUCCGUGUCUGGAGGGAUUGUGUGCUUUUUGUGCAGCUCCCGCUCUGACUCACCCCCCUCCAGCUUUGUUGGAUCCGAGACACACACACACAAACACACACUAACAACUAACAAAAAAAACAAAACACACACUCUUGGACGAGUUCAAAUCAGCGAGAGAGAGAUGAGGCUCUGAGGCUGGACAGAUUUAUCACUCCUGGACGUCUCUAAGUGGCAAAACAAUCGAUACUGCGUACACACAGAGCACAAACACACACACACACACACACACACACACACACCUCGUUAGCAGGCGAACAGGGUCCCCACACGGACACAAACACUCAUGCUGUUACACCAGUGUGCUUUUUUUGCGGGUCUUUAUCUUAAUUUCAUGUCGACAUUAUGUACAAACUUCAUUUAAUGUGAAAUAUGAAAAAAAAAAGUCUCAGUGGAAGUGUGUGUAUUUCACAUACUGUAAGUGUAUAGUGUGUGUGUGUGUGUGCGUGUGUGUGUGUGUGGCAGCGAGGAUGUAAGGAUUCACAUGUUAUAAGCAGCGUGUUAAAAGGAAUCGCUGCCGAACGCUGAACGCUGACAUUUAAAGAGCAUCGAGUCGAUGAGACACGUAACCUGUUUGAAUCAUCGGAGUUUAAAGAGCAGAAUUUAUACUUAAAGGUCCGGUGUGUCAGAUUGGAUCAUCGAUGGACCUGAGGCGGGCUCAAUGACGCCUGUGA
Messenger RNA from Larimichthys crocea (large yellow croaker), 1705 nucleotides. Its product is annotated as GDNF family receptor alpha-2-like. Lineage: Eukaryota; Metazoa; Chordata; Actinopteri; Sciaenidae. The record is from RefSeq and is a predicted model, not a curated record. Gene Ontology annotation, biological process: nervous system development. The transcript is spliced from 5 exons. Bases 25 to 633 code for a protein of 202 amino acids. Gene Ontology annotation, molecular function: signaling receptor activity. Gene Ontology annotation, cellular component: signaling receptor complex; external side of plasma membrane.